GAGCCCAGUCCUUUUCUGGGAAGCAAGGCAGCCAGAGAGGGAGGAGGGGAGGAAAGGAGAGGAGAGGGGGAAGGAGGGAUUCGUCCCGAUGGCAAAGAACUUUAAGUUUGAUUUUUUUCUGUGCCGAUCAGAGAAACCUCCAGUCUGAAAUCUGAAACUGUAGAAUUACUGUUGGAGGAGGUGAGUCAGGCGUGUUUUCCCAUCCUCUCAGUUCAUUUCCCCAUCCAUUUUCCUCAAACUCUAAAGCAUCCACAGUUCUAGAGGAGCCUUUUCUGUGUGUGACCACUUCUGUGGAUGGUCCUAUAGGAGAUGACGUUCCUCAUGGCACUUCAUCUGAUUGGUCUGUUGGUGACGCUGUGGUCCAGCAGCCCCAGUCUGGCCACACCCCUCCCUUUCAGCAUUUCAUUGGAGGGAAGUGCAGAGGGGGAGGAGCUAGACAGCCUCAAUGACACGCCUUCCCCACCUGCCACCAGUGGCCCUGCCUCGGAGUCCUCAACCACCUCACAUGGCUCCACCCACAUAGAGCACUUCUUGCUCAGCCAAAUGGUUCACUUCCUGCAGGAUAACCUGUUCCUCAUCCUAGUUUUCUUCACACUCUUCAUCACUAUCUUCCUCAUCCUCUGCUGUGCUUGCAUCAUGAGCCGCAAACGAAAGAUCAAUGCCUACUACCCCUCGUCCUUCCCCUCUAAGAUGUACGUGGACCAGAGGGACAAGACCGGAGGUACCAAGCUUUUCAACGAGUUGCCAGAGAAACCCUCCAACCGGCAGCAGGCUGAGCCAGUCGACUCCAGCAAGAAGCUCCAUCAUGACAUCAUGAAGGCAGCCAAGAACCUCCGUACUCUCUCCAAGCCUCCCCUGGGAGAGCAAGAGGGAAAAGACCCCACACAGAUAUCUGCAGCAGCAGAGAGAAGUCAUGAGGUGAAUGUUCAGGCUGUGGGAGAAAUAAUAGAGAAAGACAAUCAGCCAUCAAAUCCACCAGAGCUGAGUGAGGAGGAGGUAUGCCAGCUCUCAGUCAAUGAAGCCCAACAUAGCAGCUGCCCUGAGCAGUCAGAAAUCCUUCCGGAACAGACAGGCCUAAAAAAGGAUGAUGAGUCAUUCACAUGAGCUGAGUCUCCAUCUGGCCAAGGGCACUCACAGGCUCAGCAGGAAAAGGACAGGCAAGAGGACUCCACUGUCACACUGUCUAUUCUGUUGAUCACUGGAGAGAAAACAGCACUUUUGCUAUGCUCUCGACACUGUUUGAUCUCAAUGGUUUGGACCAAUUUUGCAUGAGUGACAAUCUAAGGCAAACCUGUCAGCUUUGUUUACUGCUCUUUGGAUUUACCAAAUUAUGUCUGUUCAGUUAUAUGUAAUCAUAUACUUGAUUUACUUCUGUUUCCCAGUAGCCAUCUUUCAAUGUGUCUCCCUAAAAGUACAACACUAUGUAACCUGCCAUCUUUCAAUGUGUCUCCCUAAAAGUACAACACUAUGUAACCUGCCAUCUUUCAAUGUGUCUCCCUAAAGGGUUAACACUAUGUAACCUGCCAUCUUUCAAAGUGUCUCCCUAAAGGGUUAACACUAUGUAACCUGCCAUCUUUCAAUGUGUCUCCCUAAAAGUACAACACUAUGUAACCUGCCAUCUUUCAAUGUAUCUCCCUAAAAGUACAACACUAUGUAAACCUGCCAUCUUUCAAUGUGUCUCUCUAAAGGGUUAACACUAUGUAACCUGCCAUCUUUCAAUGUGUCUCUCUAAAGGGUUAACACUAUGAAACCUGACCAUACACCCCUAUAUAUGCUGUCUUGUUUGAUGUUUGUGUUGUUUUUAUUUGUAUUUGUACAAUGGCCAAAGUAAUGGUGCUGCAUCUUGUUUUUCUCCCUCUUUCAUUCUUUGGUAGGUUAGUGAGGUGUUAAUCCUAGGUUAGAGAUCAUUUUCAGGGCAAUUUGAGGUUGCUUUUUCUUGAAGAACAAAUAUGGAUAAGUACAGGGCAAGUUAGCCUAUUUUAGAAUCCCAGAGUUAAAUACUUACACACUCCUCUCUAACAUGUAGGCUCAGCAAUCCCGAACAGUCCCAUUACAAGUCAUAAUGUUGAACACACUUUAUUUAAAUUGACUAAACUUGUCCACCGAUUUUGUCCUCAUGUCAGAAAUAAUCUGAUACAAAAUAUCCACAUAGAAGCAUUAUCAAGCUUGUAGAGACUAUUGCACUUUUUUUUUUACAGCGAUUGAGUAACCAUGGUAACAGUCUAGUGUUUAGACAAAGGUUAAGUUCACCAUGAGCACCUCAAGGUGCAGCAUCUGCCACAACUUGAACUCAGACAGUAUGUCUCCAACAUUAAGGGAAGUAUAUUUACAUUAUAAAACCUGUGUAGUUAGUCAAAUGUUUAUCCUUUCUCUUGAAACAUUUCCAUUAAAGGGCCAAUCUGGAGUUCAAAAAGCUGUCACCCCACCAUUGGUUUUGGUAAAGAGCUGAGAGAAAUAGAACCACUCAGUCAUAGACAGAGCUAUGGAUACAAGGACUGGACAUCCAUAAGCUCAAAUGGAUUGUUUUAACCAUGUUUUGAAGCUAUACAGUACGUUUACAUUUACAAACAUUGGGAGUUAAACAAGUGUAUAUUUUGGGUUUCGAUGGGGCGCAACAGUUGAACUAAGCUCAUUAAGUAUUUAUAAGUUCUAUUCAUCAAGAAUCAAUGGCUAUAUGAAUCAUUCAUUAAAGCUGUAAUAUGUAACCUUUUGGGCAACCUGAGCAAAUUCACAGAAAUGACUUGUGUCAUUCUCAUUGAAAGCAAGUCUAAAAAGUGGCAGAUCUGUUCUAUGCUUCCCGUUCUUAAGUUAGUUUUAGAGGCUUUGACUUUCGGUUUUGUACAACAGCUUCAAACAAUAUUUUUGCUUACGCGAAACGUAUUUCACAGCAGUUUAGAUGUUACAAUGAUUCUCUACACUACACUUGCUUUUGUCACAAAGUGAAAUUAGGCAAACUUACAAUUUCAGCAACCAGGAAAUGGCAGAGCAAUUUCUGCAUAGUGCAGAAUCCAAAAGUAGAUGUAGCAACUCCAAAAUGAUCCAUUAAGUGACAACUGUUGCUCUGCUGCAGAACCAGGACCUGUGAAAGAACUUGGGAAAGCAUCAAACAAUACCAGUCUACUGUACUCGUACUGUGACAUUACAAUAGAGGCUGGUUAAUCGUGUGUAGUGUGGUUGAAAACAUGACCAGACACAUACCAAAAAUGGUUGUAGAGGUGCUGCUUUCUUUAUUUUCAGUGUUCUUUGGUUGAAUAUGGUAGAAAUUGUGAAGACAGUAAAGAGAAUCUAAAAUGUGUCGUGUUUGGUAUUUGAUAAAAGCAGAACCAUGAUCUGCAUUUAUGGAUGAAGUCAAAUGUCUUUACAUGGCUCCGGAUAAAGUAUGCCAACGCUGCCAUCUAGUGGAGAAUACAAGCAUUGCUCUAAUUUCUGGUUGUCUGCACACUGCUGAGAAAUACAAGACAAUACCUUAACCGGAUUAUAGACCUUGCAUGACAAAAAAAAAAAA
This is a messenger RNA of Oncorhynchus kisutch (coho salmon), 3505 nucleotides long. Its product is annotated as transmembrane protein 119-like. Gene Ontology annotation, biological process: ossification; positive regulation of osteoblast differentiation; positive regulation of osteoblast proliferation. Bases 310 to 1104 code for a protein of 264 amino acids. Lineage: Eukaryota; Metazoa; Chordata; Actinopteri; Salmoniformes; Salmonidae. The transcript is spliced from 2 exons. The record is from RefSeq and is a predicted model, not a curated record. Gene Ontology annotation, cellular component: plasma membrane.